Coturnix japonica (Japanese quail) is the source of this 508-nucleotide messenger RNA. The record is from RefSeq and is a predicted model, not a curated record. NCBI's taxonomy places the organism in Eukaryota, Metazoa, Chordata, Aves, Galliformes, Phasianidae.
CACCCCUCGGGCCCACCCCAUAGGGCUCUGCGUGGCCGACCCCUACGAGAUCACCGUGAUGAAGGAGUUCUUCAUUGACCUACGCCUGCCCUACUCGGCGGUGAGGAACGAGCAGGUGGAGGUCCGCGCCAUCCUCUACAACUACUGGAAGAACAAGAUCAAGGUACGUGUGGAGCUGAUGUACAACCCAGCCCUAUGCAGCGCGUCCACCUCCAAGACUCGCUACCAGCAGAUCUUCCAGUUGGAACCGCAGUCGUCUCACGCCGUCCCCUUCGUCAUCGUGCCCUUGCAGUUGGGGCAGCACGACGUGGAGGUGAAGGCGGCUGUCUGGGAUAGUUUCGUGUCUGAUGGCGUCAAGAAGAAGCUCAGGGUGGUGGUGAGUAAGGCCUCGAUGCCACCUUGGGCCUCAGAUAUCCCCAUCUCCUCCUGGAUGCAUCAUCAUCAUCCUCAUUCAUCCCAAUGUUGGGUACCCAGAGAUGAAGGCUCCCCUAUCUGGGUUGUCUCUUGG